Lathyrus oleraceus (garden pea) is the source of this 1260-nucleotide messenger RNA. RefSeq lists its product as uncharacterized. The coding region runs from base 1 to 1260 and encodes 419 amino acids. NCBI's taxonomy places the organism in Eukaryota, Viridiplantae, Streptophyta, Magnoliopsida, Fabales, Fabaceae. The record is from RefSeq and is a predicted model, not a curated record. The transcript has a single exon.
AUGUCGUACACUGAGCUUUAUCUCGCCCUGUUGCAAAAGGGUUUGGUGGCUCCCAGACCUAUGGGACCUCCACCUGAUCGUCUGCCUCCAUGGUACAACCCUAAUGCACACUGUCCUUUUCAUGAAGGUGCCCCCGGGCAUGACCUAGAGGGUUGCUACGCGCUGAAGCAUAGGGUUCGUGAACUGAUUAAGAGCAAGAUCUUGUCUUUUAAGGACAUGGGACCGAAUAUGAAGAACAAUCCUCUCCCUCCCCAUGGGAAUCCUGCAGUAAACGCCAUUGAAGACGCCUCUGUUGAUGUUACGGUUGAUAAGGUGGUUGAUGUUAAGACUCCUUUGGCAGCAUUCCAUGCCCGAUUGGUGGAAGGUGGCCUGAUUAAUGUUAAUCAUGACAACUAUGAAAAGUGUGCCACACACCUAAGAGGGUGUCAGAUGGUACGAGACAAUUUCCAAAACUUGAUGGAUAAAGGAGUGCUUCAAGUCUCCAGUGUUGCAAAGAACGAAGACGUUUUGGUAAUUGAACUUUGCUACAAUUUACCCGAACCAGUGGAAAUCCCUUACUAUAGCAGAAGGGUGGCGCCUGAGAAUAGUAAGUCCUCGCCUGUUGAAAUAUGUAUGCCCAUGCCUUUUCCAUACGAGAGCACCAAGGUUGAACCUUGGAAAUAUGAGAUUACCGCUGUGGAUAAGGCAGUUGAAGGAAAUGCAGACGUCGAAGUGACAGAAGCUGUGAGUGAGGACGUCACCAAUAUUGCAGGAAUGAGCAGAAUGACCCAUAGUGGUCGGAUCUAUACGCCUGAAUUCAAUGUGACUCCUCAAGGGCCGACCAAGGAAUCUACAGUUGUAACUCCUGCUAAAGAACCCGAAGUGGUCCAAUCUGAAUAUGAUGUUGAAUUCUUGAGGCUGAUCAAGAGAAGUGACUACAAGGUUGUGGACCAACGGCAUCAAACACCGUCUAAGAUCUCUAUUAUGUCUCUGCUAUUGAACUCCCAAGCCCAUAAGGAGGCUUUGAUGAAGGUGCUUGCUCAAGCUCAUGUCACGCAAAGCAUAACAGUUGACCAAUUUGAUGGAGUAGUUGCAAAUAUCACAGCUUGCAAUACUUUGAGCUUCAGUGGAGAGAAGUUACCUGAGGAUGGACAAAAUCAAAAUCGUGCUCUCCAUAUCUCGGUAAAAUGCAAAGAUGAUGCUUUGGCAAGAGUUUUGGUUGAUAUCGGAUCUUCUCUAAAUGUUAUGCCAAAAAGAACACUCGCCAAGUUAUCUUAUUAA